AUGAGCCAGCCGAACUACCGUGAACGAGACGUGACUGCCAUGCCUUCCGAAAAAGGUACCAUAGCUGCAGUCCAUGUUUUGAGCUUCUACGCAAUUACAACAUCGUGCUCUUUCCCUUUCUGCGUUUCAGGUGUCCACUGUCAGCAGCAGAGCUUCCGAGUUCGACCUCAGCCCGUCGAGGUGAUCGAAGGACGAACAGUGGAACUCAAGUGCGAGGUGGCCAACCAGGCCGGCGCUGUCCAAUGGAGCAAAGAUGGAUUCGUGCUCGGCUUCAACCGCAGCAUACCUGGGUACCCUCGGUACGCAAUGAUCGGGGAUCCCGCCCAAGGCAUCCACAACUUGAGGAUAGAGAACGCAACGCUAGAAGACGACGCUGAAUACCAAUGCCAGGUUGGCCCGACUGCUGACCACAAGGCUAUCCGAGCGGAUGCCCACGUCACUGUUUUGUUGCCCCCUUCUUCGGUGACCAUCACAAACCACCCGAACGGCAGCAGCGUCGAAGUUCGUCAGUCGGACUCCGUCAAGCUCACCUGCGUCGUUUCCCAGGCGAAGCCCGCAGCGCAGCUCAAGUGGUUCCGGAAGAACGUCGAGCUCCGACCAGACAAUGUGCAGUACAGCGUGGAAGAGAGCGAAGGCGGCCGCCAGAAUGCCAUCAGCAGCCUGACGCUGACUCCUCAUCCGGAGGACAACGGUGUGGUCUACUCGUGCGAGGCCGUCCAUCCCGCGCUGGGCACACCGCUCUCCACGUCCGUCAAACUGGACGUGCUAUUCGCCCCUGGUCCUCCCGAGAUCCACGGCUACACCGAGGGCGAGACGAUCCGCAUGGGAGACACGGCCACGCUCCGGUGCAUCUCGCGCGGCGGCAACCCGCUGGCGCAGCUCGUCUGGUACCGGAACCAGGAGCGCCGCGUGGUGGACAGCUCGUACACGACGAGCGGUCGCGAGUCGGUCAACACGCUCACCUUCGUGGCCAACUCGUCGGACAACAACGCGGUGUACCAGUGCGCCGCCACCAACGUCGUGGCGCCCGAACCCAUGACGGCGUCCGUCCGGCUCACCGUGCAGUUCGCGCCUUCAAAAGUGAAAGUGCGGGGCCCCAAGGAAGCCAAGGCCGGGGACCAGGUGACCAUGCGCUGUUCCACGGAGCGCAGCAACCCGCCGGCCGAGGUCUCGUGGGUGGUGGACGGCCGUCCCUUCGAGUCCGUCUCAACCAUCACGGCCGACCCCAAGGGGGGAUGGGUCACCACGUCUAACAUCACCGUCAACAUCACGGGACAGGAGCGAAACAUGAAGAUGUUCUCCUGCUACGCUGUCAACCAAGCCCUCGGAGACACGGUUGUCGAAACUGCAGCUGUCAGCAUCCUGUAUGCCCCCGAGGCCCCACGCAUUUUCGGGUACACGGAAGGAACCCCUAUUCGUGCGAAGACGCUGCAGCACAUAACGUGCGUGACGAACGGCGGGAACCCGCUGCCCACCGUCCGCUGGUUCAAAGGAACACAACGGGUGAACUCGACGUCAAAAGCUAAUGGGAAUUCGGUGACCUCGGAAGUGGCCAUCGUUGCACAAGACUCGGACAACGGAGCGGAGUACCGCUGUGAGGCGUCCAACCCGGCAACGAAGAAGGCCCUCACGACGAGCAUCAAGCUCACAGUUCACUUUCCACCGCCUGCUGUGACUAUCAAGAUUAAGCCACGAAAGGCGAGGUCUGGACAGAAGCUGACGCUGACUUGCGAGACUGGCUCGAGCAACCCGGCAUCCGUGGUGAGCUGGUGGAAGGACGGCCUGCAGCUCUCCGGUGCGGUGGAUGAGCCGUUGGUCGAUGCGCCGUUCGGAGGCAAGGCCUCCAAGAGCGUGCUCGUGGUCAACGUCACCGCCGAUGAUAACGAGGCUAACUACAUGUGCCAGGCGACCAACAAGGCUCUACAACUGAGCGUCCAUGACUCGGUCUUCCUCGACGUCACCUACAAGCCCGAGUUCUCGAUUGGGCCGCUAGAGCGCUUUGACAUCGUCGAAGGCCGCUCGCUGGUCAUCAACCUGACGGCGCAGGCCAACCCGCGCCCGGUCAGCUACACGUGGACCAAGGGUGACCGGCGGCUGCCCACGGCUCGGACCUCCAGCCGAUCGGCCUCUUCCUCCAAUGCGGCGCGCGUGGUGGCCAGCGGAGCGCUGCUUAACCUGACCGGCGUGGAGCGAAGUGAUGGGGGUGUCUACGAGUGCGAAGCCACCAACAGUGAAGGUUCCACCAAGGUGUCCAUCCUCAUCAACAUCCAAUAUGGCGCCGUCAUCAAGGCUGUCACCGAGACGGUGAUCAUCGACGCCGGAUCGAGCGCGCAACUCGAGUGCGACGUGGACGCCAAGCCGUUCAACGACGACACGGUCUCGUGGCGCCGGCCGGGCUUCGACAUGAGCCGCACGCGCCAGAUGAUCAAGGACGACAUGCGAUCCAUCUUCACCGUGUACAACGUGUCGCGCGAGGACUCGGGGCCCUUCGACUGCGUCGCCCACAACGGCAUCGGAGAGGAGGCCGUCAAGACUGCGAACCUCAUCGUCAAAUUCCGACCGAAGAUUGACCAGAGUCCACCCCAGUUGAAGGCAGCCGGCCGUGAGGGUGGAACUGCCGAGUUGUUGUGUCGUGCCCAAGCAGCGCCCAACGCCACGUUCUCGUGGUCCCGAGAGGGCGUCGUCAUCACCGCCUCGUCCCCGCAGCCGGACAAGUACGACGUGUCCUUGAGGCAGGUCGACCUGCUCACCUUCGAGAGCACGCUGCACGUGAAGAACAUCCGCUCAUCCGACUACGGCCACUACGAGUGCGUGGCCCGGAACGAACUCGGUUUUGACAGCGCCAAAGUUCACUUGGACACCCUCAGUGCGCCUGACCCUCCGCUCCAGCUGAAGGUGACCAACGCCACGUACAACAGCCUGACGCUGGUGUGGCGGCCGGGUUUCGACGGCGGGCUGCCGCAGUCCUUCCGCAUCCGCUAUCGGCAGGUGGCCUCGAGCGAAGGCUACCACUACCAGGACGUGCUGCAGUCCAACCUGACCAGCUACACGGUCGGCGCUCUACGACCCGACGCGGAGUACACGCUUGGCAUCAUGGCCUUCAACGACUACGGAGAGGGGGUAUACCUCAAGGACAUCGUCAAGGGAAAGACCACUGACGACGCUCCACCUGCGCUCACACAGGAAAUCCCGCCACCGGCAAAGAUCGAUAUUCCCAAGAUAAUCAUCACGAGUGUCUCCGUCGUCGGGACUUCGCUAUUGUUUCUCAACAUCAUCCUAGUCAUUUGCUUCGUUCGCAAGAGGAGGAAGAAGCGACUGGAGGAAGAAGAGAGUGACCAGUCGAGCAAGACCGCCACGAUCGAGAUGUACGCGCCGAGCAGCUACAAUGAGACUAUGAACGGCGAGACGGUCAGUUCCACGUCCGAGAAGAGCGAGGCUUACUCCAAUGAGCACAGCGCUGAAUACUCGGAGGAAUCGAGCAAACCCGCCGCGGCGACGUACUUGAUCGAUCAGGCGAGCGACAGCUACGUUCCUGACGGGUCGCUGCACUAUGCCCCGUACAACCGCUACGGCGACGAAGUUCCGGCUGCCGGCAACGGCAGCAUCGAUCGGCGGAUGUUGCCCAACAGGCGAGUCCACUACGAAGGAGAAGACGAGUACUACAGCGACGCGCUGCGGCGAAACGCUUACAACCAGAAACUAGGAGACAAGGUGGGCUACGGCAAAGUACCGGGUGUAGGUGCAAGCCAGCCUCCUCCUCCGCCCGGCCGCACCUCGGCAAGUGGCGUGGACGCAAUCUACAACAUCAAGGCAGACCAGCAACGAUACGUUCCUUACCCAGUUCCCGGUGGCGCCCAGGGUUCUGGCCCCGGAGGCCCGUCCGUCCACCAUCACCCGGGAGGCGACGUGGCCUCCGCAGCGGGACAGACCAUCCUGACGACGUUCAGCCCGUCGGGCAACGGGCCCGUCUCGCCCGUGCUGGCCUCCAUGCACAGCUACGGACCGCCGCUCAUGGAUGGCGCCGCGGUACACGACGAGAUGGACGGCCAUCUUGUCUGACGAUCCACCGCCGUCUAGCGUGACCACCGAUGACGCUAGCCUCGCAAAAGGGACACCUGCUACCAUCCGCUCACCGACGUCAGAGCGGCGACUGAGUUCAACAUCGGGUCUUUUGCCCGAUAUCCGUGCCGCUGCUUCAAAAAGAGGCCGGCAGUCGGGCCGACGCUAUGCGGUGUGCGAGAACAGCCAUUGUUGCACGUGAGAUGUGCAAGACAGCGGACGGACGCGAGAACUGCGUCGGAGUCACAACACCGAGUACGCCGUGCAUUCAAAACCCCGCGAGCCACCUCGGUUAACGACCGCUUGCCGCUCAGCAGCCGGACUGCAGGGAAAAUGAACGUUUUGCGUCACGCCGUCGACGACAGACAUCGCGCCAGCUCACUCCACGCCAUAUGCCGCUGGUUGGCGGCAGGCCCAUAGUUUCUACAAUAGUGAAUGCGUCACUCUCGUCAUUGCCGCUGAAGGAGACCCGGGAAAAACGAGACGAUCCUUCUUUCCCAAAGUCAUUUCUCGCGAAAGUCGGGUUUCAACGAGCCCCCGAGCAGUGUGCGCUCUCUUCAGGGAUGCUAUACAGAGCUUGUUGACGAGUCCACGUGAAUGUGAGAGAGAGUGUGUAGCGCGUUAAUUGCUGUCUUCUCACGUGUUUUCGUUCUUGCUUUCUCAUUGCUUUCGUGACGUUGAUGUCGGCGUGUGAGUGUAUGAGUUCACGUGCCUGUGAAUGUUUCGGUUUCGAACAUGUGGUGACUUUGCCGCCGUGCUCGCGGCAACUCUUCGUUGUGCUCAAGUCGUGCAUCUAGGAAAUCGUCGUCCUCGAGUCCGUCGCCCAACGGAGUGGAUUUGUACAGACGCACUGUAGACGACUUUCCAUCGUGCCUUACUGCAAUCUAGUAAAUUUCCUGUGCGGAACUAGCUUGAUUUUGAAAGCCGCCCCGAUGACAUCCGCAUUUUGUAGUGUGUUCGUUUCUGGCCGACUACUGGACGCUGUGUGUGAUGUGUCAUUGCGCUCUUGGACUAAGCCUUUUUAUUUUUUUUCAUUUUUGCCGUCACUGAGAGAGAGUUGGCAUUAAGCUCUUGCACGGCGGUUAUUUAUAGUAAUUAUGAAUAUGACGAAAUUGUGUUGUGUUUUGUACAAUUUCAGUUGCUGAUGUGUCCCGCGAUAGGAUGACAUCGUUAAGUUUCACUUGUUCUCUAUGAAAAUUUUCAUUGCCUAUGGUUUGAUGUAUUUAAUCAGUUUUUUUUUCCUUGCAAUGCGUGCACGGGCUUACUUUAUUUUUCUUUCGAACACGUGACAGUGUGAAUUGUGUACAUAACUCAGUGCAAGCAUGCCAUGAAGCUGUCACUCUAUUCACCUCAUAGCCGCAAAGUAACCGCAUUCUCUCAUCACGUCUAGUCACAGCCAAUGGCCAAAGAAACUGCUGUUGCUUUCACGCCAGACUGAAGCUUUCUUACCAAUACCAAGUACCACAUAACAAAAGAUACUGUUGUCACAAUUAAGGUACUUAAAACACUCUUCGAUUCCUGAAGGUACUUAAAUGGUCACAAGGAAAGCGAAAUUCGCUGACAUUUAGUUUGCUAGAGCUACUGAACUUAAUAAAUUGUACAAUUUGUUUAGUUUAUGAACUUGUAUCUUCAAUGCAGUUUUAAGUGAAUUUGCACCACUGUCGGCCUAGAUCUGUCCAUACUAUGAAAACAAUUCAUUAUGAUGACUUCAUGCAGCUCUGAGCGACCAGCAUGGCAGACAUUAUAAAGCCUAGUCUUGCUGACUAUCACCAAAGGACCAACAUGCCAACGUGCUUGCGAUUCCUUUUUGGCACUAGCGAGCUGUCAUGAACUUGUGAGCAUCAUUUUUUUGUAAGUGUUUUGUUGUGUUUAAAGGAUGAUAAAAAUGGUGGUGACUUUUGGUCAGCGAAGACAGGCGCCACUUGUCCGCUUUCACCUCCUGUCUGCUGACACGCUUCAAAAAUGUACAGCAAUACACAUGAAUAAAUGGUUUGUCCUUAA
This is a messenger RNA of Rhipicephalus microplus (southern cattle tick), 6060 nucleotides long. RefSeq names its product nephrin-like. Gene Ontology annotation, biological process: cell-cell adhesion. The record is from RefSeq and is a predicted model, not a curated record. Gene Ontology annotation, molecular function: cell adhesion molecule binding. NCBI's taxonomy places the organism in Eukaryota, Metazoa, Arthropoda, Arachnida, Ixodida, Ixodidae. Gene Ontology annotation, cellular component: plasma membrane; cell-cell junction.